Molecule: messenger RNA, 2058 nt
Organism: Xylaria bambusicola
Lineage: Eukaryota; Fungi; Ascomycota; Sordariomycetes; Xylariales; Xylariaceae
Product: MFS general substrate transporter
Exons: 3
Coding region: 89-1603 (504 amino acids)
Biological process (GO): transmembrane transport
Cellular component (GO): membrane
Molecular function (GO): transmembrane transporter activity
Source: RefSeq, a predicted model, not a curated record
UCCGUAUCGUCUUUAACUCCCUCAAUGUUGAUCCUCAGUUGCGAAAGAAGAUCACCUUUAAAGGUGAUUCAGACAACACCCAAGCAAAAUGAGCGGCACGAAACCUCACCCUUCGUACAACACCAUGGACGCUGAUACUAAAACUGCAGCUACUGAGAAUGAUGGUGGAAAGUCCACGGAUGGAAGUGUACACGAAGAAGCAACUCUCAUAGCUACCAAUCCAAAGAGGACAUGGCGGUCUUAUAUCUGGGACACAUUCGACAAGUCACCGGAAGAGCGACGUUUUCUCACCAAGUUAGAUGCCAUCGUUCUGACUCUUGCCUCCCUCGGGUAUUUCAUCAAAUAUCUUGAUCAAGUCAACAUCAAUAGUGCCUUCGUUUCCGGCAUGAAAGAAGAUUUAGGACUAAAUGGGAAUGAGCUCAAUUACAUAACAACAGCCUGGACUGUAGGCUAUGUUGUCGGGGAAAUACCAAGUAACCUGGUCUUGACAAAGAUCCGUCCAUCAAUUUGGAUCCCUUCUCUUGAGGUACUAUGGUCUGUCCUUACGAUUCUGCUGGCCAAGUGUACAACAGCUACCCAGAUAUAUGUUUUGAGAUUCUUUAUUGGUCUAGCCGAGAGCGCAUUCUAUCCCGGAAUGCAGUAUGUCAUCGGAAGCUGGUACCGGAAGGAUGAAUUGGCCAAACGCUCUUGCAUUUUUCACUCAAGUGGUGCUAUUGGGACUAUGUUUUCUGGCUACCUGAUUGCAGCUGUGUAUCGUCUUGAAGGCGUAGGCGGAUUUCACGGCUGGCAGUGGCUGUUCAUCAUCAACACGGUGAUCUCACUGCCAAUAGCCAUUUCUGGCUUCUUUCUAUUCCCAGACGUCCCAGAGAUUACCAAGUCAUGGUGGCUAACAAAAGAAGACAUCGUCAUGGCUAAUAAGAGGAUGGCGUUAGAAGGGCGCGCAAAAAGGGGCAAACUAACGAAGGCAAAGUUCAAGAAGAUCUUCUCAUCAUGGCAUAUCUACGCACUCGUUCUCCUCUACAUUUUUUUCAACAACGGAACUGGCUAUGGCAGUCAGCCAGCCUUUGCAUUAUGGCUAAAAUCAGAGGGUUAUCCUAUUACAGCCGUCAACGUCUAUCCCACUAUUGCCUCAGCGGUUGCCGUGGUUUUCACAUACAUCUACGCCUGGACCUCAGACUCAGUAUUCAGGGGGGCGAGAUGGCCCCCUAUGCUUUUUGCCGGGCUUGUCAACAUUGCAACCGGGACAAGUCUUGCCGUAUGGAACAUCCCAAACGGCUGGAAGUGGGGGUCCUACAUCCUUGGGAACAUCAGCGGCGGAAUUAGCGGCUUGACGUUCGCAUGGGCUCACGAAAUUUGCAGCGAAGACAACGAGGAGCGAGCCUUCGUGACAGCGUCCAUGAACCAGUUCGCGUAUGUGGUGCAAGCAUGGUUGCCUCUUAUCGUUUGGCAGCAAGUUGAGGCGCCCCGAUACCAAAAAGGCUUCAUCACCCAGGUAUUCCUUGCGGCUGGCCUUAUAGUUACUGCAUUCACUAUUCGGUUCCUUCACCAUCGCGAGAGAGCUAAGAAACGGACAACGGCUACGGUUUCGCCAGCAUCUGACUAAAUACUCACCUUAUUGAGCUUAGUCGUAACGAUGGCUAGUAUAGAUCUGUUUGAUCUAAAAGUAACAGAGGGAUUUGUAGGUAUACCGUAGAGAUCAUCAGUCUUUAUGCUCCAGACCCUUUCAGAAGAAUCGAGAAAAAUUGGUAUUAAGAAACAACGCAUACUGUUCUUCGAAGAUAAGACUCUAACAUCUUAUAUAUCUAUUAUAAUGCGUCAUCAACGCCAAUUGGUCAUUAUAGGCUACGGUAGAUAGAUAUUUUAAAGCACUCUCCGCUGACUCAGCAUGGUAGUGUGGUGCAAAUGGUGGAUCGGUUAAUUGGCUGUAUCACUCCGCGACUUGACUCCGUUUCCGAAGACAGCGGUGCCUAAAGUUGAAAGGCUCAAUCAACUCCCGCCUCCUUCUGUUCUGAAUGAUGCUAUUUGUACUCAUCCUAUACACUUUGUCCCUUGCUUUCA